Messenger RNA from Hipposideros armiger (great roundleaf bat), 1777 nucleotides. It is a transcript of the gene GSDMD, whose product is annotated as gasdermin D. Gene Ontology annotation, molecular function: phosphatidylserine binding; phosphatidylinositol-4-phosphate binding; phosphatidylinositol-4,5-bisphosphate binding. The coding region runs from base 143 to 1618 and encodes 491 amino acids. Gene Ontology annotation, cellular component: NLRP3 inflammasome complex. The transcript is spliced from 11 exons. NCBI's taxonomy places the organism in Eukaryota, Metazoa, Chordata, Mammalia, Chiroptera, Hipposideridae. Gene Ontology annotation, biological process: defense response to bacterium; pyroptotic inflammatory response. The record is from RefSeq and is a predicted model, not a curated record.
UGCCGGUUUCACUUUUGGGCCUGGGCGCCCGCAGGCGGUACACGUUCAGCAGUCAGCAGCUUCAGGGCCCCCGCGGCACGAACGGCCUGGGCAGCCUCACCUCGCUUUGCAGGCCAGAGCUUGGGUGCUACAGUCACGGAGCAUGGCGUCGAUCUUUGAGUGGGUGGUCAAGCGCGUGGUCCGGGAACUGGACCGCAAUGGAGAGCUCAUCCCCAUGGACAGCCUUCAAAACUCUGCCAGCUUCCAGCCCUACUGCCUUUUGAGCAAGAAGUCCUCCAGCUCAUGGUUCUGGAGACGCCGUUAUGUAUGUGUUGGCCUGUUCAUCAGGGACAUCCUGGAGCCCAGCGACCCGGAACCAGCUGUCGAGUGUGUCAGCCCCAUCCACUUCCAAGACACCGUGGACAGUAAUAAGCAGGUCAGCGUGAAGGUGAUGGCCCCAGGACAGGGGAAGCUUGCAUUUGGGGCUGCAGUAUCUGGCAGCUCCAGCGCCUCCUUGAACGUGUGCACGCUGCGAGUGAGCCCCAACACCUGGGAUACCAUGCUCCGAGAGAGGCAUCUGCGGCAGCCCGAACACAAAGUCUUGCAGCAGCUUCGGAACCGUGGGGAUGACGUGUUUAUGGUGACUGAGGUGCUGCAGACACAGGAGGCGGUGGAGGUCACCCAGACCCGCAAGCAGGAAGGCUCAGGCCAGUUGGCGCUGCCCAGAGCCAUAGGCUCGCAGGUCGAGGGCCAGGGCCACAUGAACCGGAAGAAGACAGUCACCAUCCCCUCGGGCAGCAUCCUCGCGUUCCGGGUGGCCCAGCUCGUUAUCACUGGCUCUGACUUGAACAUCCAUGGCAUCCUAAACAAGAAGCAGAGGACCUUCGUGACAUUCCAGGCAGAAUCCAAGCUUCCAGGAGGUGCAGGUGACCAGCGCAGGCUGUCCUCCGGCUUCUCCAUGAUAAAGUCCAUCUAUGACCACUUCAAGAUCCAGUCGGACGGGCUCACCGAGGACUCAUUGGUGCUUACUGAAGAUUUCCAGGGCCUGCAGAUGGAGGUGAACGCCUGUGCCGAGAUCCUGGAGAACUUCUCUAAGACGCUGUGUGGGCAGCUGCUAGGGGUCCUGGGGCAGGUCCUGUGGGACCAGCAGGCCCUACAGGUCCUACAGGCCCUGGAGGAAUCGCUGGAGCAGGGCCAGCAGUUGGGGCGGGUGGAGCCUCUGUCAGGCCCAGCGGGUGCCAUCCUGGAGUGCCUGGUGCUCCCCUGCAGAACAGUAGUCAAGGAGCUCGCUGGCCCUAUCUUCUACCUGCUGGAAGCGCUGGCUGCCCUGAGUGAGACCCAGCACGUGCUGCUGGCCCAGAUGCUGGAGGCCAGGUCCCUGUUGGAGCCGUUGAAGCUGGUGGAGGGCCUUUUGGAGCAGAGCAUCCCAUGGGAGGAGCGCAGGGCCGUGUCCCUGCUGCCUGAGCUCCUGGGCAGCAGCUGGGGCUCAGAAGCACCCGCCUGGGGCCUGUUGGAGGGGUGUGGUCUGGAGCUGCAGGUGGACGCCCCCCAGGUGUGCUGGGAGCCGGAGGCCCAGGGCUGCACAUGUGCGCUCUAUGCCUGCCUGGCCCUGCUGUUGAAACUGAGCCAGCUCUGCUAGCCUGCAGACCUACGUGCCUGGGCUGCUCUCAGGGGGCAGAGCUCAUGCCCACCCAGCUGCCAGCCCUGGGAAGGCCAGAGCCCAAACCCAGCCAAGAGGCCUGUCCACCACAGAGCUCAGGAGUUGGGGAAAGCCAAUAAAUUCGACUUACAAAAGGAA